AUGAUGCGGCGUUUCUCAGCCCUCCUGGCUCUUGCCAGUCUGUGUUUCUCCAAUGUCAAUGCCGCUGAUGAUGCUACUGAUAUGGGACCUGCGGCUUUCCUCUGGCCAUCGGAUCGGCUUUGGGGAGCUGUGCAGGAUAAUACUGCGCCCUGCGGUUCCUCUGCCGGGGUAACAAAUCGAACAGAAUUUCCUCUGACGAAUGGUGAGGUGUCUCUUGUUCUGCAGGAUGAGUCCUACAAUGUCAACCUAGCUAUUUCUUACCACGAUAACCCGACCUCAAACAAGGACUUUGUGACCCUCGUCUCAUCGAGCAACUUCCCUGAACUAGAACCCGGUCACGCAUGCUACGCAGUGCCCAACCCACCAUCCAACAUCACCUCCGGCGCCAACGCUACACUGCAGCUAUCUUACCUAUCCACUUUUGACACGGACACGAACAGCACUUACUACGCCUGUGCCGAUAUCAAAUACGUUCCGUUAGCAUCUUUUACUACCAACGUGCUGUGCUUUAAUGUCAGUGAGUCGACCGCAUCCAGCUCAAGCACGAGCACGAGCACGAGCUCCUCUUCGAAGUCUUCUUCUGGGGGAUUAUCUGGUGGACAGAUUGCGGGCAUUGUGGUCGGAUCUGUGGCAGGCGCCGCCAUCAUUGCUGCUGGCCUGUUCCUGUUGUGGAGCCGUCACCAGCGGAAGGUUCAGCGGGACAAGGUGGUCGCGGUUAGGAUGAGCGAUUGGAAUGGUAAUCAGGUUCAAAAGACUAUAUCCGGCCAGUCUACGGCGGUCUAA
Messenger RNA from Penicillium atrosanguineum, 783 nucleotides. RefSeq names its product copper acquisition factor BIM1-like domain-containing protein. Bases 1 to 783 code for a protein of 260 amino acids. The transcript is spliced from 3 exons. Lineage: Eukaryota; Fungi; Ascomycota; Eurotiomycetes; Eurotiales; Aspergillaceae. The record is from RefSeq and is a predicted model, not a curated record.